AUGCCAAAGCAAGACAUGGAAUCCAUUUCAGUCGGACUUCCACAGGUCCACGCCAAAGGAUCUCAAUCCCCCAAAGCCCCAUCCAACGACUUCAUCACAGGCUGCUGGCACGUCACCCACUCAAGCCUCCCUCUCUGGAAAGGCAAACGCAAUGUCAACAUCACCUACAAGCUGCUCCCCGCCGAAUCAGGAAUUCAAAAGAUCGAUGAUCUAGUCCAAUACCAAGCCAUCGACUCUGACAAAAUCAAAACUGUCCAUGGAAUCGAUACCCCGACGCCAGGCACUCCUGGCGCCUGGGACUGGCGCGGGAAAGGCUGGCUGAUCAUCGCCAGCUCCCACUGGGAAUGUCUGGGCUUUGGCCAAGUCGAUGAUGGCAAUCAAUGGGUGGUGACCUAUUUUGCGAAAACGCUCUUCACGCCUGCGGGUGUUGAUAUCUACUCUCGCAAUAAGGAGGGUCUUCCCCAGGCGACUGUUGAUGGUAUUUUGGAAGCUCUCAGGGGCUUGGGGGUGAAGGACAUUACUGACCUAGCCAAUGCGAUCUUCCAAAUUCCGCAGAAGUAG
Messenger RNA from Penicillium olsonii, 561 nucleotides. Lineage: Eukaryota; Fungi; Ascomycota; Eurotiomycetes; Eurotiales; Aspergillaceae. The record is from the annotation of a GenBank genome assembly.